UCGGAGCAUUGUUGGAACGCCUCUCGUUUCCCCUCCGCCAUUACAGUGAGAUCCAUGGAGUGAUUGUGGUUAUCGGGUGAUUUUCAGUGAUUAAUCCAUAGUGUGUGGGUUGAGACCAAUCCAAGUGUCGUGUCAAAAAUGGAUAUAUGAUGUCUACGCACUCUCAGACGAACGGGGCAAGCUUAGAAGAUUGCCACACCAAUUUCUUCGCCCUGACUGACUUGUGCGGAAUAAAAUGGCGAGUGUACGCCUGGGACAACCCUGGCGGCGGUGGCGGUGGCGGCGGCGGCGGUGGCGGAGUGGGGGGAGGGGGACCAGCUGACCCCCUGGAGGACCCCGUGCUGGUGUCCUACGCCCGCAUGAUGGCCGCCGACGUGCUGUGCGUAUGGCGGAGGACCUGGCGCGUGCCCCAGGAGCCCAUGCCCACCACACAGCACCAGGCGCAGCAGCAGCACCAGCACCGCCACUCCCUCAGGCACUCGCCCAAGGAGCUCUGGGUCUUCUGGUACGGCGACGAUCCCGACCUCACCAACCUGCUGGCGCCCGAGCUGCUCAAGAGCGGUGAGGGCAUUCGCGGAUCUUGGGACUGGGAGAACGGUUUGUCCUAUGAGUGCCGAACACUUCUUUUUAAGGCUCUACAUAACCUUAUUGAAAGAUGUCUGCGAACCCGGGACUUCGUCCGGCUGGGUCGUUGGUUUGUCCAACCCUACGAAGGCCCGGAGGGUGUUCCUGGCAACAGGAGUACUCACCUGUCAUUCAGUCUGUCAUUCUUCGUCCAUGGCGAAAGCAUUGUAUGUGCCAGUGUGGACGUUCGGCAACACCCACGUGUCCGACGGCUCACGCGGCGACACCUGCUUUUAGCACAGCAGUCAAAUCAUGGCAUACCAGUUAUAUUGGGCCCAUAUGGGUUGAGUGGCACCUUGACUGGUGUGAGUUAUCGGCUGUCUGAGCCUUCAACACAGAAGCUGUUGGAUGAGUGGAGACAAUUCUUUCCUAUUGAAACAAAGGCAUCACAGGGAGACUCCCCAGAACCCACAAUGCCUGCCGCCGUUGAGGUUAUCGUGGGUGGCCACAAAAUGCGUUAUCCAACUUGUUACACAUUAGUGACAGACAUGGAUGACUACUUAAUGGCAAGUCGUGGUGGGACAGUUGUGAAUACCAACACUGUUUCUCCUGGAGCUAUGAAAGGUGGGCUUACAAAUGAUAACACCCCAGAGGGUAGUGACGGGACGAGCCUUCCCUCACACAAUUCCCCCUUCACUGCCUCGAUCCACACCUUACUAGCCCCUGGGUACUUGAGCUCUGGGGGACGAGGCCUCGGUUGGUCACGGGAGAUGUGUGAGCGUGUCUGGCAGGACAUAGUCCAGUGUCCAGGCCAGCAGCCCCCGGCACAGAAUGAUGGACUGACACCAGAGGGGACAUUGACCCCUGCUGAAAUUGCUGGCCAGUGGGACUUCUCAGACCCUGCAACGAAGAUCAGCUGCUCCUGCGCCAAGUGCAGAAGGGGUCGGGUCAGUAGUAAAGGGUGUAGCAGCAGUAAGGGCCGCGGGGAGAGAGGUGGUGGGGGAGGCGGGCGCCAGAGGGGGGGCAGCAGCAGCAACUCCAACUCUGGCUGCAUCCCCUUCCACAAGCGGUCUCCCCCAGCCCCACUACCCUCACCCGACGAAGUGGUCCUGGACCAGUGUGGCGUGACGGCCAUCGAGGAGUCGGGACUAAUGCAGGCCGCUGCCAGACUGGGUGGAGCUGCAACACCUAGUGGAGGCAAUGGAGCUGGGAGUUUCGGAGGAUACAAGAGUGGUGGUGUGACAACCCCAGGUAGUGUUCCCAGUCUUCGGCUGACUGGAGUUGCAGAUGGUCCUCCUCCAUCAGUAGAAUCUCCAGCCUCUGCCAUUCCAUCUCCACUCCCAACACCUCAGCCAGCCUCUGUGCCUCAUCAUGAUCCCACCAUGCCAACUUUGAGUCCCCAUCCACCCCCAUCCAAUACAUCAGUGGGUGAUCCAACUACCCCUGCUGCUCUCGAUUCCUUGGAUGUGAAACCAAAUAUUGCUGAUUUGAUGGGCCCCAAGUCCAUAUCAUCUCUCAACAAUCAGGGCAUGUCUCCUUAUCCUGGAAGUGAGAGAGGCAAUGGUGUGGAGUCAAAUGAGACCAGCAGUAGCCUGGGGGGCGGUGGAAGCAAUAGCAGCAGUUUGCCAAGGGGACUAAAGCGGCCAUCCCUACCAGGCACAGACUACCAUUCUAUACUAGAAUUGGAAAAACCUAGUACCGUCCUCUAUGACUACUCCAAAUUAAAUGCAUGGUUGCAUCAUCCAGUGAAGAAAUUUAAACCAGCUGAACCAAAGGCAGAGGAACCUCUAUGGCCACCAUAUAGACCUGCACAUAUCCAAGAACACAUGGAAGUCAUCCAUCGUGCAGAACCAAGCCAAGAGAUUCCUGAAGUGAAUGGGUUACCAGCAAAACGUCCUGGUGGCAUAAAGAGACAGGCUGACCCAUAUGACUUCGAUGAUGACAUAGGCACAGGCACCACCCCAGAAACAUUCAAACGGAAAGAUGGCUUUGACAAGGAGGAGACCAAGACCCCUGGGAGUGUCCGUUCCUCCCAUGAUCCUCAGUCCCCGCUGCAACCAAAGAGAACUGGAAAUCUUUAUACAAGUGAAGGGCUUCAAGCCUCGCUUUCAGAUUUGGACGUCAUGUUUGAUUCUGAUUCUCCAGUGGAUGAUGUCGCAUUCCCUGACCAUACUCCACCUGGUUCUAACAAACCCCUGGGAGGGCCCGAGGAUACAGCUGCAGUUUUGAACAACAAGAACAAUGCUAGUGGUAACAAAACCAGUGUUAACACUAGCUUAGUGGAGUUGACAAAAAUGUUUCCAACACCUCCCUCCCAUGAGCAUAACCCAGACCAUGACACCACCAUGGAGGAUGCUGUGCCACAGGUCAUCAGCAUCAAACAGGAGCGAGUGGAUGAUCUUAGACCACUUCAUUCACAGGAGCAGGCAAACCUGCCUGCUAGAGACGAACCGAAAGAAAUGUUGGCUGUUUAUCGGCCUCCUACUCUUUCAAUGUUUGUUGGCUCCCGCAAGUAUGCUCCACUAACCAACUUACCAAGUCAGGAGUAUAAAACAGUUGUGACACUUCCUCCUGAUUGGGCUUACAAACCUUCAUGGCAGUUCCCAGUUGCUGAGAAGCCCCACGGACCAGCUCCUACAUUGGGCCACAUGGGUCCACUCCAUGGAGGUCCUCCAUCAACUGGACAAACACAGAAGGUGGGCUUGUCUCCCAUCUCACCCAUGACUUCAAGUUUGGGUGGGCCAGUAUCGGACAGUGGCCCAGGGUCUCAGCGUGGGCCAGGCAGUGUGGGAGGCCCAGCUUCUGCAGGACCACCCAUGAAUUAUGAGCUACCAUCCCCUGCAUCCAACCAGUCAUCUUACCUCAACAAGACACUGCCAUCAGUAGAGCCACCAAGCAUGGGGCUUAGCCAAGUACCUGAAGCAAAUUCCCUUAUUGUUAACAUCGCUCUGCAGGACUCGAGCGUCAACUUGUUCAGAGAUCACAACUUUGAUUCGUGCACAAUGUGUGUCUGCAAUAACAACCAGAAAAUUGUUGGAAAUAUCCGUGGAAAGGAUGGAGCUCUAUAUUUACCACCUACCCAUCUUAGUUUAGAAGAAGAAAGUGCAAGUUGCAGUUGUGGUUUCUCUGCAGUAGUUAAUAGAAGGUUGGCCUUUCAGGCUGGAUUAUUUUAUGAAGAUGAAGUGGAUCUUACUGGCCUCCAUGAGGCUUUGGUCAAUGAGCGUAAAAAGCAGUCUUUACUCAUGCUGAUGGACAAUAAGAAUGCAGACAAUCCUGAACGUGAUACCAGUAUUCUAGAUCAGAUACCUCAGUCUAUGUACCAGCUGUUACAAAGCCAGUGCUUAGUAACUUUAAGUACUCCCUCUAGUGUCAUUUAUAGAUCAACAACAGUGUACCAAAAUAAUAGACGAGACAUUAUGCUGAACUUAGUGGAUUAUAAAGAUGGUAAUGAGAUUGCAAGCUUGGCUGUAGAACAGUCACGAGGUGUUAAUGUGGGUGAAGGUGAAGUGAACUCCCCUUCAGCAAGACAUCAGUGCAUGCAUAAGUGGUGCUACUACCAGUUCGAUGGUCCCACAUGUUCUAGGGACAUAGUGCGUUGUAUGAAGGCCCUCCAGCCUCACCUACAAGAGGCCAUACAAAAGAAGGGAAGAUGGGUGAACUUAUUCAGUGUUGAAGGGCCCCUCACGUGGAGGCAGUUCCACCGCAAGGCUGUUAGAGGCAAUGAGGAUAUUGCUGAACCAUUGCCUAUUCCUAUGUUAUUGACAGGCCAUGACCGAGACUGGUUGUCCAUAGCACCACAAUCCCUUAGACACUGGGAAAAAUUACUUCUUGAACCUUACUCACAGCAGAGGAAUGUGGCAUAUGUUGUGGUUGCUCCUGAUAAUGAAUUUAUACUCAAUCAUGUGCGCACAUUCUUCAAGGAGUUGUCAUCUAUAUAUGAGUUGUGCAAGCUUGGUCGUCAUGCCCCCAUACAACGAGUCCUGAGAAAUGGCAUAAUGAGGAUAAGCAAAACUGCAGCAUCCAAAGUAGCCAAUGAGCCAUUAGAGGAGUGGUUCUCCCUCUUGGGUGACUCCCAUGUGUCCACCAACCUCAAAGUUUACGCACAGGUUUGUCGGUACUGGUUGGCCCCACACCUAGCAAUGCUUAGUAUGGACAAGACUCUGUUUGAAGCACCAGGACCCAACAGACCUGCAGAGAGGCAAGCUCCAUCACCAAUGCCUCCUCCCUCAUCAGAGAACAUGGGGAACACCAACCCCUCAACAACACCCACGUCAAACUCGGAGCCGGAGUCCUUCUCCUCCUCUUCCUCCUCAUCAUCUUCGUCUUCUUCAUCAUCAUCUUCCUCCUCCACAUCCACCUCAUCAUCUUCUGCAACUUCUACCUCUGGCACACAGCCAGGUAACAUCCCGCUGGGUGCAAGUCUAAAUGAAGUAGAGGAAGACGACUCCCCUCCUCCAGCCAUUCUUGUCUACUUGGUGGACCCCUUCAAUGUUGGGCAAGACCACCCUGACAUGCACCGCUUGGUUACCUUAGGGUUGCUCCGCUGCUACGAACACAUGCUGGAGGGAUUGACUGAGAGCAUGCAGAAUAAUGUGUAUCUCCAGAUUGUCUCAUUGGAGAGUAUACUGGAGUUGGCCAGUGACUCACAUGACCGGUCCCACCACAUAGACCAGCUCAAGAGUCUGGCCUUCUCUGUGUUCAUGCAGUGCAGAAGAACUUUGACUCAUAAUGCAACAGUCAAGUCCCUAACAGGUUUUGGACCUGCUGCUGCAUAUGAUGAUUUCCUCAAGCCUAAGGAAGCUAGUCUUGCAGCAGAGGAAAAGAGGCAAGCUCCUUACCACAUAUUCUCCCCUGCAUACAUUGUUGCCCCCAUCAAAGAGAGUCGUGGUACAUAUAAGGAGGCACAGGAGGCUCUUGGAGCUCCACGUGAAAAGUCAACCAUCUUGAACUGCACCUACUGCCUGUCUGAAGAUCAGAGAUGGCUCUUAGCAACAGCCACUGAUGAAUUAGGGGAAAUUUUAGAGACUGUAACAAUCAAUAUUGAAAUUCCAAAUAG
This is a messenger RNA of Penaeus vannamei (Pacific white shrimp), 5620 nucleotides long. The record is from RefSeq and is a predicted model, not a curated record. NCBI's taxonomy places the organism in Eukaryota, Metazoa, Arthropoda, Malacostraca, Decapoda, Penaeidae.